Messenger RNA from Medioppia subpectinata, 351 nucleotides. The record is from the annotation of a GenBank genome assembly. Lineage: Eukaryota; Metazoa; Arthropoda; Arachnida; Sarcoptiformes; Oppiidae.
GAAGUGGAAUCAGAAAAAUAUAAGAUUCAGGAAAAGGUUUAUUCUCUCGAAAGAAAAGUCAAAGAAAAAGAGAAUAUUAUUAAAGAAUUGGAGGAAAAGCUUAAACAAAGUAUUGCCAGAAUUGAUUCCAACAAACAAAAGACCACUUCUGUUAAAACAGCACGUAAUAUAAAUACAACAACACCUAAGGCUGUGGUCGUCACUAGAGAACCAUCUUUUAGUUCUCGUCCAAUUAGCGCCAAAACUACGAAAAGCCCGAUAUUCUCGCGAACAUCGACUCCAUUGAAGCCUAACUUAAAGCCUGUAUUAAGCAAUGAGGCGAAGAAUAACACGAAUAAAACGGAAAAGAUG